Molecule: messenger RNA, 759 nt
Organism: Micromonas commoda
Lineage: Eukaryota; Viridiplantae; Chlorophyta; Mamiellophyceae; Mamiellales; Mamiellaceae
Product: glutathione s-transferase
Exons: 1
Coding region: 1-759 (252 amino acids)
Source: RefSeq, a predicted model, not a curated record
AUGGCAUCGUCCGCCGCCCUCCUCGGGGGCCACCUCGCGACGUUCGCGCGGCGGCCACCGCGGCGGCAACCGCGGCGCCGAUCGCGUCGCAUCGCGCCCGCCGCCUUCCUCGGCCUCGGCGGCAAGGCGGCGAGGGGGGGCGACGCGUCGAACUCGACAUCGGGCGUGACGCUCUGGGGCUCGCCCGGCUCUCGAUCGCCGCUCGUGGACUGGUACCUGCACGAGCUCGACGUACCUUUCGAUGCCAAAUCACCCGGGGACCCGAACAACCCGCAUCCGUUCGGCCAGAUCCCCGCGCUGCGCGACGGCGACGUCGAAGUCUGGGAGUCUGGCGCGAUACUCAUGUACCUCGCAGAUUGUUACGGGGGCUUGGACACGCCGGCGAAGCGAGCGGACGCGAACAAGUGGGUCGUGUGGGCCAACGCAUCGUUGGACCCGGUGCUGUUCAUCGAGAACGAGCGCGGGCAGGUGCUGGACAGCGGCGCGAGGCGCGCGGAAUCGCCCAAGGCGCUCACCAGGCUCGAGUCCGUGCUUGCUCAAAGGGAGUUUUUGAGCGGCGAAGCCUUUGGAGUCGCCGACGUCGCUGUGGCGAGUUACCUGCUCUUCGUGCCAAUAUUCUUCGCGGACGUCAGCUUCGCGAGGUGGCCGAACACGGCGCGGUACAUGGGCCGGUGCGUGGUGCGACCGGCGUACUCGAAGGCUUUCGGCGGUAGGACCGCGGCGUACCUCGCCGACCGGAUCGAAUCGUGGGUGGCUUGA